CAGGUUCUCGGAGACUUGACGCUUCCUACAGCCUCAAAGCCGGAGCAUCGGCCGCCUGCUUGGCUUGACGUUGGUUGUCAAUCCUAUCUUCUGGACAGACCGCUCUCGGGCAAUCCAAUGGCCUGGCCUGAUCCCGUCGUCUUCAUCGCCCUUUUGCCCAUGCAGCGGAUCACCUACACAAAUUCGGACCUGCGCAACGGUUCUGGCUCUGUCGGAAGUGCUGGUGUCAGUGUCGUCUACAGCGGUGGAAAGGUUGCUGGGUCGGUGUUGAUAGACCCGAAGGCAUCGAAACCGGCUACAGUGGGAUCCGGCAGCUUAAACACCGAAGGUCUGAUCUCGGCUGGAAUGAACUUCGCUCCCGGCUCUCCCGCUACUGUAGCAAAACACAUAUUUAGCCCAUUCUCCAUGCUCCCCAUGGAUGACGGCUUUUCGCGGAAUAGUGGACUUUUGCCGUCGCUUCUACCGAUUCGCAAUGAUCGACAGCCUUCCAGUCUUCCCGCCAAUACUCCUUCAUGGCCCCGAUUUGCUUUUAACCUUGUAACUGUCAGUUUGAAGGGUUUGAUAGGGCAGCACACUUGGUGUCCAACAACGGGUGCUAUGCCCAAAGUGGCUCCUGCUCAGCUCAGCCACUGCGGCGGCAUGGAUGAAAGCCGAAUCGGUUUGUCAGAGUCGGACAGUUGUGCAUUGGAAGAUGGUACCAAUUUCGCGGCCGACAACCUAGCAUUUGGUAGGAGAACACAGACAAAUGAGAAUGGGUCAACAAGCAGAAUUGGUGAUGGCAAAAGACAAGAUUGCUACUCGACACCAUUUGCAGAUAUGGAUGGCGGAAGCUCUUUUACUUCACGUUCAUGGGAUAUGUUUGCUGAGCUUGGCCAGAAUGAUGUUUCACAAAUGUCAGGAGCUUAG
This is a messenger RNA of Protopolystoma xenopodis, 906 nucleotides long. Lineage: Eukaryota; Metazoa; Platyhelminthes; Monogenea; Polystomatidea; Polystomatidae. The record is from the annotation of a GenBank genome assembly.